AUGGCGGCCAACUCUCAGGGAAUUCAGACGCUUCUCGAGGCCGAGAAGGAGGCUGCCAAGGUCGUCGCCAAGGCUCGCCAGUACCGCAUCCAGAAGCUCAAGGACGCUCGUUCCGAGGCUGCCAAGGAGAUUGAGGAGUACAAGGCUGCGAAGGAUGCCGAGUUCAAGAAGUUUGAGUCUGAGACCUCGUCGUCGCAGUCCACCAUCGACACCACCACCAAGGACCAGCUCGCCACCCUCGACUCGGACAUCAAGAAGAACGGUGACGCAGCUACCAAGAAGAUUGUCGGCCGUGUCCUCUCCGUCGAGCCCAAGCUCCACCCCAACCUCCAGAAGAUUGAGGCAUAG
Messenger RNA from Apiotrichum porosum, 348 nucleotides. RefSeq names its product H(+)-transporting V1 sector ATPase subunit G (gene VMA10). Lineage: Eukaryota; Fungi; Basidiomycota; Tremellomycetes; Trichosporonales; Trichosporonaceae. Gene Ontology annotation, molecular function: proton-transporting ATPase activity, rotational mechanism. Gene Ontology annotation, biological process: proton transmembrane transport. Gene Ontology annotation, cellular component: vacuolar proton-transporting V-type ATPase complex. The coding region runs from base 1 to 348 and encodes 115 amino acids. The transcript is spliced from 4 exons. The record is from RefSeq and is a predicted model, not a curated record.